Messenger RNA from Colletotrichum truncatum, 1248 nucleotides. Its product is annotated as serine threonine protein. The record is from RefSeq and is a predicted model, not a curated record. Gene Ontology annotation, biological process: double-strand break repair via homologous recombination. NCBI's taxonomy places the organism in Eukaryota, Fungi, Ascomycota, Sordariomycetes, Glomerellales, Glomerellaceae. Gene Ontology annotation, cellular component: cytoplasm; nucleus. Gene Ontology annotation, molecular function: protein serine/threonine phosphatase activity.
AUGAGCGACCUCGACAAAGCUAUCGCGCAAUUGCGCGCUUGCCGUCCGAUUCCUGAAGCGCAGGUUCGAGAGCUUUGCCAUAAAGCACGCGAGUUGCUCAUAGAGGAAGGCAAUGUCGUCACAGUCACGGCUCCCGUAACGAUAUGCGGCGAUAUUCACGGCCAGUUCCAUGACUUGAUGGAACUCUUCCGAGUUGGCGGCGAUGUCCCUGACACUAACUAUCUCUUUAUGGGCGACUUCGUCGACCGUGGCUUCUACUCUCUCGAAUCUUUCCUCCUUCUACUAUGCCUCAAAGUCCGCUACCCCGACCGCAUGACCCUCAUCCGAGGUAAUCACGAGUCCCGCCAGAUCACCACUGUAUAUGGUUUUUACGACGAGUGCUUGCGCAAAUAUGGAUCAGCUAAUGUUUGGCGAUACUGCUGUGACGUUUUCGACUAUCUUGCGCUAGGUGCUAUCGUUCUCGGGGCAUCGCACACCUUCAAUUCCAGCCCUGGCCAAGAGCCGAUCGAUGAUGAUGUCGAAAUUGAGGUCUGCGACCAGAGUGGCUCAACUAUGAGUCGCUUUCCCCGUCAGAGACGGCCCCAGAGACAGCCGACCCCCAACAGCCCCAACGGCGCCCCUUCUUCAUCUGGAGACAAGACCGGCCCUCCUGGUAGCGGCGCGUCAGGAAGCUCAUCAGGCUCACACGGCAACCCCGCAGGAGCCAUCCUCUGCGUUCACGGAGGCCUCUCACCGUUGAUAGACAGCGUCGAUAAGAUCAGGCUCCUUGACAGGAAACAAGAAGUGCCUCAUGAAGGAGCGAUGUGCGAUCUUCUCUGGUCCGACCCAGACGACAUUGAUGGCUGGGGUCUUUCGCCUCGUGGUGCCGGAUUUCUGUUUGGCGCGGAUAUUGUGCGAGACUUCAACCAUAAAAAUGAUCUAUCGCUCAUCGCUCGUGCCCAUCAGCUCGUCAUGGAGGGAUUUAAGGAAAUGUUUGACGCCAGUAUCGUCACUGUGUGGUCGGCGCCGAACUACUGCUAUCGGUGUGGCAAUGUGGCGGCCAUUCUCGAGCUGGCGGAGGAUGAUUCAGGUACAGGUGUCUUUGCGCGCAGCAAUGGUGAUGUGGGCCGCAGUGACGGCGGAAUUAAAGGAACCGAUGAUUACGUGCUUCUGCCCGGGCCAGCAAGGAGGUAUCGCGUGUUCCAGGCAGCGCCGCAGGAUUCAAGGGGAAUGCCGGCAAAGAAACCGGUGGCAGACUACUUCUUGUAG